AGCUACAGCCACAGCUACAGCCAAGAGUCGAAUACUCAAGUCGAGUCAGUCUAUUGCAAACGGUUGAGUCGAAAAGACGUCCUCUAUAUUCGAGCUCUAGAAACAAUACAAAUACAAAACAAUAAUCAAAAGAGAAGAGACACAGUCACAGUAAAGUUGUUGUUGUUGUCUUGUCGGUUCGGUUCAUAUUAACGAAUAACGAUUGUAUACCUAUUCCUGGAAAAAUAUUUUUAACGAAAUUCAUUUUAAACGGAACUGAUCGUGAGCGGUGGAAAUUUCUCAGAAUUAAGACUUUCAAAAGAAAUGACUCAAAGCUCCCAUCAACAUUGGACACAAACAAAAACCAAUUAUUCUUCCACAUUUAGUAUCAAUAAUAAUUGCCCAAUCAAAUAGCAGUCAUAAAAAGUCUAAAUUGACUUUGCCUAGUAAAUCUAAUGGGGCACCGUCUUAGUAAAACAAUUAUAGCCGAUGGUUCAAACAUUGCGGCAAAUGAUAAGAAAACCAAACGUUCUUCAACUAAAAAUAACCACUCUACAUCAUCAUCAUCAUCUAAAAGAGAAUCAUCCAAUAAUAAUACCUCAUCAUCAUUGAAUCUCGACACAUCUUCUACGGGAGGUCCUAGAAUAAAAGUCAUAACAGACUCUCAAGCUGCAGUUCGAUUAGAAACUAGCAGUGAAUCAAGUUCCUCUGCAAACGGUUCCACACAAAUAAUCAUUAAAAUUCUACUAGCCACAAUGGAACCGGGUGAUGAAAAUGAUCCAACAUCAUCAUCAUCAUCAAAAACAACAACAGCAACACAAAGACUAGAUGCCCAUGCCACAUUAGAAAGUAAUAAUAAUUUGAAUGUUGAACGUUCAAAUUUGACAGUUAAUGCAAUUAAUUUUCAACGGAAUAUCGCUUGCGAUCAAGGAAGUGAGGUUAAAUUGAAUAAUUUAAAUGGCGGCGGUGGCGGCAGCGGAUCAUCGAUGAUGUUAAAAAAUAAUAUUAAUAAUAACAAUAAUAGUAAUAAUAAUUUCGUGAGUAAUUUUACGGUCGAGCAGAAUAGUGAUGAAUUUAGGAACGGACAAAAUGUACAGAAUUUAAAUAUAGUGGUGCAACAAAUGGGAAAUAGCCAGAUUCUAAAUAAAAAUAAUGCCACAGACACCCGGCAAAGUAAUAAUAAUAAUGACAGUUCGAGCAAUCGGAGUAGCAUGAGUUGCAGUGAAUUCAGUGAUGCCAACGUUGAGUCCUUUGACGAGGAGUGUUCGACGAAAGCGAGUGCAAUUACUGCAUCGACGUGUGCUGAAGAUUGCAAGAGUUACUGCUGUCACCAAAAAAAAUCCACAUCAUCCUCAACCUCCGCCUAUCAUUCCAAAUGGACCUACUGCAAAGGCACCUGUGCCGAUGUUAUAAACAAAUUUCGACCAAGUUGUAGUAAAAAACAAAACCAACUUCCAUCAAGCACAUCAAGCCAGAGUUCCGAGGUGCAGCCGCGGGCGGUUGCCUUAGCCAACUCAUGUGAUUUGUCUCGAACGUCAAGCAAUCAUUUGCAACUAUGGUCACCCCAAAUUGUGCUCGUUCAAUACCCAACUGCUUCCCAAGUAGUCGCUCUAGCACCCAUUGCUAAUCUAGACGAACAUGCAUUUAGACUGAUGACUGGCGAUCUAGCCAUCCCCCGAACACCUGAAUCCUCGAUUUCGAUGUCGGUCUCACCGUGUUCGACGACGUCUUCGGUGGCGGCGACGACGCCAGCGCCAAAUGGACCCGUUGUGCAUUCACAGGUUGAUUUCAUGCAUUCGCUGGUGCCGGACUUGGACAAGAUCACAAAAUCCACCUACUAUUGGGGAAAAAUGGAUCGGUACGAGGCUGAAAGACUAUUGGAAGGAAAGCCCGAGGGAACAUUUCUACUGAGAGACUCAGCUCAAGAGGAAUAUCUGUUUUCGGUGACGUUCCGGAAGUAUGGGCGAUCGUUGCACGCGCGAAUCGAACAGUUCAAUCAUGAAUUCAGCUUUGAUUGUCAUGAUCCUGGCGUUUUCACAGCCCCCACAGUCACCGGCCUGCUGGAACACUACAAAGACCCAAGUAUUGUUAUGUUCUUUGAACCAAUGCUAACCUCUCCUCUGCAUCGGACGAAGACAUUUUCCCUCCAACAACUGUGCCGCGCAACAAUCGUCAGCAGAACUACCUACGAUGGCAUCUCCGAACUCGAAAUUCCCAUCCGACUCAAGUCCUACCUAAAAGAGUACCACUAUAAGCAACGUGUGCGCGUUAAGCCUUUCGAUGAAUCCUUCUAUAAUUGUGCCUAGUUAAAAUGGCCCUAUCACUUGUGUUGGACUCAAGGGAACCUGCAAGCAUAACAAAAGCAACAUUUACCGUUAACAGCAUAUCAAAAACCAAAAAACUGCCCCUCGUUUAAAAAAAAUGCACUGCGCUCAAAAUGGCCGCUCAACUAUUAUAAUGAUUUUAAGGGCGCCAUCACAGUUCGCAGACUUUUAACUUUUAAGAAAAACAACAAAAAAUAAAAAGAAAUCCCCAGUGAUGAAAGUAUUUAUUAAAUUCCAUAAAAUUCUCUCUAAUUUGAUUUAAAACAAAACAAAACAAAAAACUAUCAAUUUUGUUAAUUAUUUAUUUCCAGAAACAAACAAAAAUUGUAUUGAACCAAACAAAAUAACCGCCAUUUUCCUUUUUCCUUUGUGACAAAAUAAAUUAUGUUAAUUUUUAAUAUGGCGGUUAAGUUCAAAUUAUAGCAAAACAAAAAGAAAAAGAAAACCCUGUAUUAUAUUUUUUAAAUAUAGGUCCAUAAAUAAUAAUUAAUUAUUAAACAAACAAACAAACAAAAAAACAAGUAAGAUACAAAAUAAUAAAAUGCAUAAUGAGUAAAAUAUAAUUAUUCAAAAUUUUAUGUACAUCAAGUGUAAAUAUUUUCAUUUUAAUUAUUCUCCCAUUUUUCGUUACACUAUUUAAAAAAAAAAUUGUUAUUGUUUUAUUUUUUAUUUUUAAAUUAAUUUUGAGUGGAAACCACGCAUUAUGAAUAGACUUUUUAUUUUUUAAUAUUUUGUUUGUAUAAAAUAAGAAUAAAAUUAACAUAAAUAUGUUUAUAUUUAAAAAAUAUAAAAUAAAACAAAUUUAUUUUGGCAGUGCCAAAGUUUUUAUUAUUAUUUAUAAGUUUACUGUAUUUAUUUGGUAGUUGAAUAUUAUUAUUAUUAUUAAUAUAAUUAUUAUGGUAGUAAUGGAAUAUUUAUAAAAUUAAGUAAUAUAAUCAAAACAAAUUAAAUUAUUUAUAUCUAUUAAAAAGAAAAAUUAAAAAAUACUAUAAAAAAGAAAAUAAUAGAAAAACAAACAAAUCUAGAAGUGGAAAAAAUAUAAACAAACCUUUAGAGAAGCAAAAAUAGUUAAAACAAAAAUAAAUUAAAGCUUAUCUACUGAAAAGAAAAA
Molecule: messenger RNA, 3414 nt
Organism: Eupeodes corollae
Lineage: Eukaryota; Metazoa; Arthropoda; Insecta; Diptera; Syrphidae
Gene: Socs36E
Product: putative mediator of RNA polymerase II transcription subunit 26
Exons: 3
Coding region: 435-2285 (616 amino acids)
Biological process (GO): intracellular signal transduction; phosphatidylinositol phosphate biosynthetic process
Cellular component (GO): phosphatidylinositol 3-kinase complex
Molecular function (GO): 1-phosphatidylinositol-3-kinase regulator activity
Source: RefSeq, a predicted model, not a curated record